This is a messenger RNA of Eurytemora carolleeae, 1878 nucleotides long. It is a transcript of the gene SamDC, whose product is annotated as S-adenosylmethionine decarboxylase proenzyme. The record is from RefSeq and is a predicted model, not a curated record. Gene Ontology annotation, molecular function: adenosylmethionine decarboxylase activity. Gene Ontology annotation, cellular component: cytosol. The transcript is spliced from 16 exons. Gene Ontology annotation, biological process: spermine biosynthetic process; spermidine biosynthetic process. Bases 51 to 1556 code for a protein of 501 amino acids. Lineage: Eukaryota; Metazoa; Arthropoda; Copepoda; Calanoida; Temoridae.
UUUUGGAACCCAAGGUUUGGUGUGGGGAAAACAAGGAUGAAGGAGCCCUCAUGGAAUUGAUGGAAAGCGGAAAAGUCAGGAAAAAAGAAAUUGGAAAAAUGAUGAUGGAACCCGAAAAGCCUAAAAAUGGUGACUUGAACGGAAACAAUGAAGCCCUGACUGAAAUUAACUGCGUCCAAAAGAAGAAAUUGAACGAAACUGACCGGAAAAAUGAACUAGCAAACGGAAAAGAUGUUGAGCAAGUUCAAUGGAAUGCAAUCCAUGAUGAACCAUUGAACCCAAUGGAACGCAACAUGAAGACUGGAACGGAUGGAAAAGGAUCGAAAUCUACGGAUAUCACCAAUGCGUAUAAGUAUGGUAAACUCAAAGGUAUGAUCAUUGGAAGCAAUAAUGAAGAACGGAUAACAUGCAGCAGUGCUAUGGAGUUUGAUGUCAAACAAGGUCUUUCUACUCCGAAGGGAGUUCCUUUGGCCCAUGUGCUUAGUGGUUUUGGAUCAAUUGAAAAGAGGCCUUUUAAGCUGGACAUUAACUAUAUGAAUCCAGGAAAAGAGUCAAUUGGAGAGGUGUUGCAGGAUCAUUUCUUUGAAGGGGCAGAGAAGCUUUUAGAGAUAUGGUUCACUACUUUAUCAGGAUACUGGACUGCUCUGGAGAAAUUGCUAGGUACAGUUAAUUGUGAGAUAAUUUCAUCAAGACAUAACAGCGAGAUAGACGCAUAUCUUCUCUCUGAGAGCUCAAUGUUUGUCUCGAAAAGAAGGUUUAUUCUGAAGACCUGCGGUACAACCACUACCCUGCACUGUCUGGAUGAACUGUUCCGGCUUGUACAGCAGUACACAGAGUUUGAUGCAGUACAGAAUGUUUUCUACUCAAGAAAGAAUUUUGAGCGACCGGAUCUUCAAAAAUGUCCCCAUCGGCAUUUUGAACAGGAAGCCCAAAUCCUUGACAAGUACUUCCAGGAGGGAAAAGGGUAUUGCAUGGGAAGCUUGAAUAAGAAUGAUUGUUGGUAUUUGUACACCUUAAAUUCUUGUAACAGGUUUGUGGAGAAUAGAGGAGAAGAACCUGAUCAAACCAUAGAAAUACUAAUGUCGGAGUUGAACCCUCAGGUUAUGAGUAUAUUUACCGAGAAGAGCUCCAAGAAUGGACGGGACUGUACGAAGAAGAGUGGAAUAGAUAAACUGGUUCCUAGUCUGGAAAUAGACGAUUACCUGUUCUCCCCCUGCGGGUACUCCAUGAACGGGAUCCUGGACACGGAUUCUGGUGGAAGAGAGGAGUAUGUAACCAUACAUAUAACUCCUGAACAAGAAUUUAGUUAUGUCAGCUUUGAAACUAAUAUUUCUCAAGGUUCAUACACUGAUCUAGUGAACAGAGUGCUGAGUACAUUUUGCCCUGGAAAAUUCAUCAUCACAAUAUUUUCUACAAAGAACUCCGUUGCUGCUGAAUUUCACUCUGAGUUGAAGAUAUCUGCUAAGUUUAAGACCUGGAGAAGACAAGAUGUUCAAACCUGCAGUUUACAGAGUGGAGAAGUGACCUACGCCAACUUUGCUAAGUCUCCUUCCUGAGAAAUGUGGCAUCCUGGGUCCAGCCCUGGGACAUAAAUUCCAGAAAUCUGGAUCCUGCGUUCCUCAAACUUCUUAAACUCUUUAUUACCCAUGACAUUAAAACUACUUGUGAACGGUAACCACUGUUUAGUUCUAUUUCCAAGCUGCGGCAUUAAACUUAACUUGAUGCAUGCAAGUUAUUUAGUGCCUGUGUUUGUUUAGAAUUUUAUGUGUGACUUUGACGAACAGACAACAGUACAAUACUAUACAGUACAGUGCAGUGCAGUUCAGUAUGGUACGGUACCGUACAAUACAGUACAGUGCAGUGCAGUACAGUACAGUA